AUGUCGUUCGCCUCCUUUCCCAUCGAAUCAUUGGGCCUCAAGCAGGAAUAUGCCAACGCAUGUGCACGAGCGGGCCUCUCCACGGCCAGCGAUGUCCUCCUCGCCGUUCCCGCCGACCUCGCGAAGAAGCUGCGCAACGCUUCAGCUGCGCCAGUGCCGAUUCCUAACCUCGUACGAGCUGUCUCGCAGGCAAUCGCACCACAAGUACACUCAGCAGCAUCCUUCCUCUUGCCUCCCGAAGGAGUCGAGGAAGGUGCCGUGCCUGCGUUCAUCUCGACUGGCGACGCAGGGUUGGACGCCAUGCUUGGCGGGGGCGUGCGCGUGGGCGGAAUCACCGAGAUCACUGGCGAGAGCGCUGCCGGCAAGAGCCAUCUGACGCUCUCGCUGGCGGUGGCGGCGCAGCUCCCACCUCCUUUACCGUACGCGGAUACCGAAGACCAACCACCACCAGCGACUCCAGUGUCUCCAGGAGGCACCAUCAUCCUGACAUCCGAGCGCAUCCUCGCAACCUCGCGGCUUGUUGAGCUUGCCGAGGGUAUGAGCGCCGGUGUCGACCGCCCGGCCCCAAUAGACGAGAUCCUCGACAAUAUCCACACGUCGCGUGUCGUUGACAUCGACGCGCUCGAGCACGCACUCGCCUUCGCCAUUCCACCCAUGCUCGCACACAGACGACCGGAGACGUACUCACCCUUACUGGGGGAACGCGGCGCCGCGAGGAAGGAGAGACCCAGUAAACAGGGCAAAGGGUUCAAGCCAAUACGCCUCCUCAUCGUGGACAGUAUCACGGCUCUCCUCCGUGGCGAGACAGAGCGAUCGAGUACCAGCCUGACUCAGCGCUCGCGGCACCUCUGCAUCAUUGCGGACCGCCUCAAGGCUCUCGCCCUCGAGUACGAGCUUGCAGUCGUCGUCGUCAACCAGGUCAAGGAUGUGUUUGCGCCCGGCUUCGGCGUCAGGGCUCCCAUUACUUCGAACUUACCCGGCGUGAACACGAUGAACGGUGCCGAGGGCGUGACGAGACUUACAGGUUCUCUGUCGGCCGCUCCGUCGUCGCAGGCGAGCGACGUUGGUACCGCCCUCCCGCCCAUGUUGUACGCGAUCCAGGCGAGAAACUUCUCCGGACAAAGCCAAGGCGUGGCGAAAGAGGCGGCACUGGGCAUUGUGUGGGCGAACGCCGUCAACACGCGUCUCAUGCUGGCACGCACUGGGCGUCGGCGCGCCGUGUCUGACGACGACCUGCGUGGCGCCAAGCGCGCUCGUUCAGCUCACCCACCCCAACUUCCAUCCUCAGAUAGAGACGAUAAAGAGCUCGUGCGUCGGUUUCACCUUGUGUUCUCGCCAUUCGCACCGCCCGCCAUGCUCGACUACGUCAUUCUGGGCGACGGCAUCCGCUCGCUCCCCGCCUCUCUUCGUCUGGUCGACCUCGGCCCGGCUAUCCGCCGUCGCGACCUCCGCAUGCGCGCCGCGUUCGAGGAACCAGCCGAAGAGAUGCCCGCGCACCUCGGUUCGGACAUCUAUGACGAGAUGGACAUUCCUCCAGAGUUGUGGGAGGGCCUCGAUGACGACACCGAGGAGGAGCCGCCGUCACCGGUCGCUGUCGGCGUGGUCGAGUGA
Cutaneotrichosporon cavernicola is the source of this 1611-nucleotide messenger RNA. RefSeq lists its product as uncharacterized. The coding region runs from base 1 to 1611 and encodes 536 amino acids. Gene Ontology annotation, biological process: telomere maintenance via recombination; double-strand break repair via synthesis-dependent strand annealing; t-circle formation. Gene Ontology annotation, cellular component: replication fork; Rad51C-XRCC3 complex. Gene Ontology annotation, molecular function: four-way junction DNA binding; ATP-dependent DNA damage sensor activity; ATP binding. The transcript has 3 exons. Lineage: Eukaryota; Fungi; Basidiomycota; Tremellomycetes; Trichosporonales; Trichosporonaceae. The record is from RefSeq and is a predicted model, not a curated record.